Cyanidioschyzon merolae strain 10D is the source of this 609-nucleotide messenger RNA. RefSeq lists its product as hypothetical. NCBI's taxonomy places the organism in Eukaryota, Rhodophyta, Bangiophyceae, Cyanidiales, Cyanidiaceae. The record is from RefSeq and is a predicted model, not a curated record. The transcript has a single exon. The coding region runs from base 1 to 609 and encodes 202 amino acids.
AUGCUCAAGUUUUGGUUUCUUGCCCCUGUUACCAUGAUAAAGUUUUGGAGUCUAUUACUGCGACUGCUCUUAUUCUGUCUCUGUUACCGCCGAUUUCCAAUACGCUGGUCUCUCUGUUCCCUCUGGCUCUAUGAUCAACACUCGAGGGAUGCUGAUGGCACCAUUCGAGUCCCGAUCCCGCGGAGUCCGGCUGUGCUCAACGCGUUUCACGCGCAGGUGGUCGUUGCGAUCGACGCGUCGUUAUUCAUGUCCAUCUGGUUUGCAUACAACGGCGGCAUGGCUCAGGAGCAGUCACGCGUGACUACCGAGAGGCGCUUCCCGUGCGCGUCCACCACAUGUCAGGCACCGAGCGCUGCGCUGCGGCGAGUAGGCGCUCGCUUCAUCCCUUGGUUCCAGGAUCCGAACGGGUACAGCGUGCUCGCCUGCAUACGCCCCCACGCUCCCGCGACUGGUAUCGCACGCUACGACCACGGACCUGCUGCGGGCGAUCAGGGCAACAAGUCCCGCGUCCGCUGGGCGCGCAAGCGUACACACUAUUCCAUUCACUGGCGGAUUUGUGGAUCGCGAUGCUGUCCCUGGUGGAGCACGUGCAGCAAGGAAACUCCAUGA